Messenger RNA from Trametes versicolor FP-101664 SS1, 156 nucleotides. RefSeq lists its product as uncharacterized. The transcript has a single exon. The annotation marks the transcript as partial. NCBI's taxonomy places the organism in Eukaryota, Fungi, Basidiomycota, Agaricomycetes, Polyporales, Polyporaceae. The record is from RefSeq and is a predicted model, not a curated record.
AUCCUGAGUGUAACGUGUGACAACGCGUCGAACAACGACACGAUGAUCACUCACAUGUCGGACCUCCUCGCGAAGUUCCAGGGGCAGUACGCGCGCACGCGGUGUUUCCUUCAUAUCACGAACCUGACAGCCCAAAGCCUGCUCCACGAGUUCGAU